Messenger RNA from Megalobrama amblycephala (Wuchang bream), 4966 nucleotides. RefSeq names its product zinc finger protein 407 (gene znf407). Lineage: Eukaryota; Metazoa; Chordata; Actinopteri; Cypriniformes; Xenocyprididae. The transcript is spliced from 9 exons. Gene Ontology annotation, molecular function: nucleic acid binding; zinc ion binding. The record is from RefSeq and is a predicted model, not a curated record. Gene Ontology annotation, biological process: regulation of gene expression. The coding region runs from base 639 to 4565 and encodes 1308 amino acids. Gene Ontology annotation, cellular component: nucleus.
GCGUUGAGUUUCCCAUCUCCUCCUUCAAGAAGAGCUCUGGCUGCGCUCGAGCCUCUUGUGACGUAACAGCUAGCAGACUACGGUGCGCCGUUUGUGACCAAGAGCAGAACGCGCGAAGUGAGGGAAUACGAGCAACAUUUCAGCACUUUUUUCACAGAAAGGUCCAUGGAUCCUUCUAGUGAUUAUUGCAUGUGAACCGACAGCAACAUGGACAAUCCGAAACGGAAAUUAAGAUCUGGAAAGGAGAUUUUGAAGGACCAAUCUAAGGAAAAGUCCAAUGAUACUGGCACAGGAGAUGUUUCAUCUGCACCUGAAAGUGCUAAAGCAUCCGAUGAGUCUGGAGAUGGAUAUGUUGUAGAAGAAAGUGAGCAUGCUGGGACAGCUACAGUGGAGGACCAGUCUAAAGAAUGUGGCUCUCCACAAACAACCGAUGCUUUGGCUUGUUCACUUUGCAAUUUUGUUGCAAAAACUCAAACUGCACUGAAAAUUCACUCAACAAGGAAACACUCUCAUAAAGGAGGCUCACAGAACAGCACAGUAGCUGCACCAGGGUUGAGUUCUUUGCAAGAUGCACCACAGUUACAGAAAGAGAUGCUUCUGCAUCUCUGGCAGAGGAAGACAAACAAUCAGAUGCCUGCAUGGUUCAAACAGAGAGCAAACGUACAAAUCAACCCUUUGCAGAUGAGGCGGUACUAUCGGAGAAGGAUGUUGGUUCCUCUGAGGAUGGAAGAACCAGUCCCACUCAGAUGCUGCUGGAAAUAGUUGAGCCCACUUCAUGUAGAUCAGGAAAGGAUGGUGAAGACACCAAUGAGGCUGUUAAAGAUGGCAGUGAUACACAAGCAGGCUGCAGUUUUGAUUCGGAAAGUAAAGUGAAAAGCAAUAAAAAUGGUGGAACGGAUGGACAUGGUGAGAAUUCAAAGCCUAAUGCUUGUGUACAUGAAUUCAUAGAUGCACCAGAAAAGCAUAUUAAACGGCAGCAUAAUAAAAAAAAGAAUGACUCCUGCGAUCUUGGUAGCUGUUCUUGUGUUACAGAGUGUGAUCCUGAGAAGCACUGCAUGAGCAAUAAACACAACCCAGAGAUGUUAGACAAUCAGGAUUCAUUAAAGACAGAGAAGACGCCAUCAGCGAAGGUGAUGCAUCCGACUGAAGGCAGGUCACGGCAUCAGUGCAGUAGGUGCGACUUCACAGCCAACAACUCUGUAAUGUUAGCGCAGCACAUUAAAACGCGUCAUCCAUCGGAGCACCGUUUCCACUGUAGGGUCUGCCAUUACUACACCAGCACCACAGAAGCCAUGGAGGUCCACCUGUCAGAAGAAGCCCACCAACAGGUGGCCAAAGAGAAGAACAUCAGCUCUCUGUUUAAAGACUGUGUUGAAAAAAUCCUUGUGAUUCUCUCAGAUCAAAGGGAGGACGGAGACCCUCAUGAAGCCAUGGAGGUUCAGGACGCAGAAGAGCCGGCUGAAGCCGCGAGGAAAGGUUCUCCUCACAAACGGAAGCGAGGCAGACCGAAGACAUCUAACGAGACCGUCUGUAGUCACUGUGGGCUCGUUGCUUCCAAUGCCACCAACCUCAGCGUUCACAUACGGCGCAGGCAUAGCCGGAUGUACAGCUUCGUUUGUAAGCUGUGCAACUACUACUGUGUGACCAAAGGCGACAUGGACCGCCACUGUGAAACUAAAAAGCACAUCAACAAAAUGCAAGCGGCCGGAAGUGAAGAGAGUGGGGUCGUUCUGCUAGACGCUGAGCAGCCGAGUCAAGCAAAGAACACUGAGGCAGAACUAGGUGACCGAGUAGCAGAGAUUGAGACGACUGUUGAAGCGGACACCGAUCCCUCCGGUGUGCCGUGCAAGAAAAGCAAGAAUGACUUGGGGAACAUCUGCUCUCAGUGUGACUUUGUCGCUCACUCAACUCCGUCUCUUGCUCUCCACGUGCGACGCAAGCACACCAAAGACUUUGAGUUUGUUUGUCUAGCAUGUAGCUACUACACCGUGACCCGUAGAGAGAUGUUUAGGCACAUGGCAACAGAAAAACACAAGCAGAAACGCGAGGGUUACCUGAAGAGACCCAACCGAAGCUUUAACAGUGUUAACAAGCCCAGCUCUGAAGACCCAGAGACAGUCGCAGGAUCAGAGGAGGUCCGUGACAGCUCUGUUCUGACACCUGCGAACACCACGACUGAAGAUGCAGAGCAUUCGACAAAGACCGAUGAGCAGAGUUGUGCAAAUGAAGAUGGAGCGAAUACUUCCAAAGACAACCAAGAAUCCUCAACUAAUCCAAUGGAAUCAAACGAGUCUGACGUGAUCCAGUCAGUGACGAUGGAGAAGGACGCAAUGCUGGAGGAUAUGGAUGAGGAAAACGCGUUUGAGGAGGAAGAAAUUGCUGACUUAGGAGAUGACAGUGCCUCUAGUGAGAAACACCUUAGAGGAAUACAGUUUGAUGGUUGCAUCUUUCCCUUAAAAACAUUAGAAGAGCACAAGCAGACACCACAUGGCGGAGAACAAACUACGGGCGCAUCACUCCAGCAGGGCACCAGAAAGCCUAAAACCCCGGGUGGAUCCGAGACAAAGACUGCCAAAGCAAUUCCUCGGAUCCGCUGUGAGGACUGUGGAUUUUUGGCUGAUGGCAUAAGUGGCCUGAAUGUUCAUAUCUCCAUGAAGCAUCCAUCCAAAGAGAAGCAUUUCCAUUGCUUGCUUUGUGGAAAGUCCUUCUACACCGAGAGUAACCUACAGCAGCACUUGAGCAGCGCAGCACACAUGCGCAACGAGCACGGGAGCGUUGAAGAUCUUCCGGAAGGAGGCGCCAGCUUUAAAUGCGUCCGAUGCAGUGAGCCCUGCCAAACCGAGCAGGAACUGUUUGUGCAUAUCAAAGAGAAACACGAGGAACUGCUGAGAGAAGUGAACAAAUAUGUAAUAGAGGAUACGGAGCAGAUCAACCGAGAGCGGCAGGAGAACCAGGGCAGUGUUUGCAAGUACUGCGGUAAAGUGUGCAAGAGCAGCAACUCCAUGGCCUUCCUGGCUCACGUUCGCACACACACAGGAUCUAAACCGUUCAUGUGCAAGAUCUGUAACUUUGCCACCGCUCAGCUGGGCGACGCGCGCAACCAUGUGAAGAGACAUCUGGGCAUGAGAGAGUACAAGUGUCACAUCUGUGGAUGGGCAUUUGUGAUGAAGAAGCAUCUCAACACUCAUCUGCUGGGAAAGCAUGGACUGGGUCAGCCCAAAGAGAGGAAGUUUGAGUGUGAUCUGUGCGAGCGCACCUUCAGUGAGAAAUGGGCUCUGAACAACCACAUGAAGCUGCACACGGGAGACAAACCCUUCAAGUGCGGAUGGCCCUCGUGUCAUUACUCCUUCCUGACUCUCUCUGCCAUGAAGGACCAUCACAGGACACACACAGGAGAGAAGUCUUUCCUCUGUGAUCUCUGCGGGUUUGCCGGAGGAACUCGUCACGCUCUGACCAAACACCGUCGCCAGCACACAGGCGAGCGACCCUUCAAGUGUCAGCUGUGCAACUUCGCAUCAACCACACAGUCCCACCUGACGCGGCACAAGCGUGUGCACACGGGCGAGAAGCCCUACCGCUGCCCCUGGUGCGACUACAGAUCGAACUGCGCGGAGAACAUCCGUAAACACAUCCUGCACACAGGCAAGCAUGAGGGGGUGAAGAUGUACAACUGUCCCAAGUGCAGCUAUGCCACCAACGCCCCCAUGGACUUCAGGAACCACCUGAAAGAGACGCACCCUGACAUUGAGAACCCAGACCUGGCUUACCUGCAUGCAGGAAUCGUGUCCAAGUCGUUCGAGUGUCGCCUGAAGGGACAGGGCGCGACCUUCGUCCAGGCCGAGGCGGCGUUCGCCCCUGACGAGAGCGAGCUGGGCUCCGAGGCGCUCCAGCAGGUCAUCAUCAUCCAGGGUUACGGCGGCGGGGAGGUGGCCAUCGAUCAGGCCCUGGAGGAGUCGGCCGCCGCCACCCUGCAGACCCUCGCCAUGUCCAGUCAGCUGGGCGAAGUGCUGCACAUCACUGAGGACGGGCAGCUCAUCACGUCCAGCCGGGACGUGUCUACAGCGGGGCAGACCACUCGAUACGUGCUGGUGGAGUCGUCCGGAGAGGCCGCGGGAGAAGCGCGGGCGCAGGAGGAGGCUGUGCACACUGUGUCCGAGUCGUCCUCCGCUCUGGACGCUCUGCUCUGCGCCGUGACGGAGCUGGGCCAGCAGGGCGGCGCCAGAGAGGGAGAGAUCACCGUCACCACAGUGUCCGACCAGCUGCCGGGAGAGAAGUGUGAAGGUCAGACGUCUCCGACUCAGACACAGGAGUACGAGGAGAGGGCGGAGGUGGGCGUGGUCAUGGGCUCGGCCAAUGAGCACGCGUCUGAGGAGAUGCAGGAGGUGCUGCAGUUUGCGGCCAGUCAGCUGAUGAUGAAGGAGGGUCUCACUCAAGUGAUCGUCAAUGACGAGGGCACUCAUUACAUAGUCACGCAGCUGGACGACUCCACCCUGCACGUCGAGGGCACGGUGGAGCAUCCGUCCGGACAGGAGACCAUCGUUUACUCGGAAGUUAGUCCUGAAUGAUGAGCGAUUGAGAGUGGAUCUCUUCGGUCUGGCGACUCUUCUUCCUUCUAAGACAGUAACUCAGGGUCACUUCCCAUCACAACACUUUUUGGGAUGGAUUGUUUUGGUUGCUUUGUUUUUUUUUUAUUGUGAACAACCUUCUAUAUACAAACAGCAACUCUUUUAUUUUAUAUGUAUAAAUGCAAUAUAUCCUUUUACAAAAGGCUAAUAACCAGAAUUUUUUUUCAGUUCAAUGUGUGUAGAUGUUUAGAUUACUAAUGAAAACCUUGUUAAACAUACACCUUCUGUUUUCCUACUCCUUUAUGUAUGUUUGAUUGCUGAAAUACCUUUUCUGGUGCAGUAAAUGGAUUCAGGCUUGGACAUCUCCAGACAGCAUGAUCAGUAAAGACUAUAAAAUAAAA